This is a messenger RNA of Protopolystoma xenopodis, 222 nucleotides long. Lineage: Eukaryota; Metazoa; Platyhelminthes; Monogenea; Polystomatidea; Polystomatidae. The record is from the annotation of a GenBank genome assembly.
AUGUACAACUUCUCUAGGCUGACAAUUGAGCUGAACGAGCCUGAAGAGGGUGUGGCGCCAACGGAUAGCCGAUUUCGGCCCGAUCAACGCCUGAUGGAGCAAGGGGACUGGGACGAAGCUAACGCUGAGAAGGAACGUCUCGAAGCCAAGCAACGCGCUAAGCGCCGCGCGUGGGAAGACUCAAUGCCGGAAGGACAGAGUAAGCCAUACGGGAUAAUUUGA